Molecule: messenger RNA, 2303 nt
Organism: Astyanax mexicanus (Mexican tetra)
Lineage: Eukaryota; Metazoa; Chordata; Actinopteri; Characiformes; Acestrorhamphidae
Gene: trmt10c
Product: tRNA methyltransferase 10C, mitochondrial RNase P subunit
Exons: 1
Coding region: 441-1967 (508 amino acids)
Biological process (GO): positive regulation of mitochondrial translation; mitochondrial tRNA 5'-end processing
Cellular component (GO): nucleus; nucleoplasm; mitochondrion
Molecular function (GO): tRNA binding
Source: RefSeq, a predicted model, not a curated record
ACGGCGGGAAUAGUGUGUGCGUUGUUUUUUCAACGUGACUUUGAAGGGAGCGAGGUGUGGAGGAGUGAGUUUUAGGCAGUGAUGGAGUGAGAGAGUGAGAUUAGCGCCUCUGAGUGCUUCAGUCAGGAGCCCGGUAUGCUUAACUGCCCUGCAUUUAGUCCUCAGCAGUGGCCGGUUAUUCUGCUUUAUCUGAUAUCCUGUGAUGUUAGCAUGCUAGCUAGCUCAUUAGCCUGCCAUAGCUAACUAACUGAAACACCCGUGCUGCCCUGUCCUGAGGAGUGGAGUACUGCCCUGUACUGAGGAGUGCUGUGGAGUGGAUUAUCCCUGUGCUGUGAAGUGCUGCCCUGUGCUGUGAAGUGCUGCCCUGUCCUGAGGAGUGUAGUGGAGUAUUUCCCUGUGCUGUGGAGCGCUGCCCUGUGCUGUGGAGUGGAGUUUUGCCCAUGACGUUCCUCAGGUUGCAGGUUGUGGGGGUCCUGAGGAGGUGCUGCGGCCGCCCCUCAUCUUCAGCAGCUCUAAAAUGUCAUUAUUCUGGUUUGCCCACAUCCAGCUUCAUCUCCACUCCAUCCUCAGCACUUACUUCCAGCCGUGCUCUGAGCACCACCUGGAUCCUGAGGAAAGAUGUCCCUCAGCCCAAAGAUGAGGAAGCAAGACCCAAGCUGGACCUGGAUGUGUGGAAGUCAAUGAUGCGCACAGUGGCUCUGCAGGAAGAUAGGGUCAAGACCAAGGAUAAAGUUGAGGACGAAGAUAAAGAAGAAACCUCCACUGAUGAGAGCAAGGAGGUGGAAGGAAAGCUUUCUCCCUUGGAAGCGACUCGCAUGCUGGUGGACGCGUGGCGCCUGGCCGGUAGGUUGGUUCCUGACAGCCUCACAGACGAGCAGAUGGAAGCGCUGUCCAAGUUGACCACCAAGUCAUCCAAGAGGAAGUUCCUCAAGCACUUGUCCAUCAAGGAGGGAUACAAGAAGGCCAAAAUGGAGAAGAAGGAGAAAAAGAUGGCAGAGAGAAUGGAGAGGGCAGACCGUGAAGGGGUCGAUGUCGACAGCAAAGCUGAUGUCAAGUUAAAAAAUACCUUCCUGAUGAAGUUCUGGUCUCGAUCCUUGGAUACACUCCUAUUUUGGAGAUCGGCGCAGGCCAUGCAGUACGGUCAGCCACUGGUCUUUGACAUGAGCUAUGACCAGCACAUGUCCAGUCACGACGCGAAGAACACCGUCUCCCAGCUUUUACAGUGUGAAGGCUGGAACCGACGAUCUGUGGACCCCUUCCACCUGCACUUCUGCAACCUGCAGCCCAACAGCGUCUACCAUCAGGAGCUUCUCAAGCGCUAUGGCCAGGAGACCUGGGAACGCCUCUUCAUCACCACCACCAGCCAGCGGCACGUAGACAUCUUCCCCCGUGAGAACCUUGUCUACCUCACUGCCGAUUCUCCAAACGUUCUCCGGACCUUCGACCACAACAAGGUGUACAUCAUAGGAGCCUUUGUGGACCGUUCUGCCCAGUCCGGAGUCUCCCUGGCCAACGCCAAGCGCCUCAAGCUGGCCACUGCUCGUCUGCCUCUGAAUGAGCACCUGCAAUGGGACUGCGGAGCCAAGAACCUCACCCUGGACCAGAUGAUCCAGAUCCUGAUAACAAUCAAGGAGACCGGCAGCUGGGAGAAGGCUCUGGAGUUCGUGCCCAUAAGGAAGCACGGUGGCUUCUACGAGCAAAAAACUGAGAACAGUGUUCCUGAUGUUACAAGUGCUCCAUAUACAGCACCAUUCAGAGCAACAGCAACCACAUACAGCGGGUCUCAGAGAGAUCGAGCCCCACUAUUCGUGAGCAAAAGGAGGAUAAGGAAUCAGACAGAAGAGAAACCAGCGUUUAAAUCAGAGCAGAUGUUUGGACAGACCAGAUUACGGACUGGACUAAAAAGCAAAAUAGAGGAACACAGUAGAGCUAUGAGGGAAAAGAAGAAGUGGUCGAAAAGAACAUAAACUUUUGACUCUGAGACCAAAGACUUGCUGUUGUGUAUAGCUUAAUAAUGAAAAUAAUGGAAUGUAUCAGUUGAAUAAAAAUUAAUUUGGCAGUAAAUUUGUUAUUGUCUAACUAUCGGUAAACCUUCAAAAGAAAUUUCAUUGAGUGUUACAUUUGUACAGAGGUAUAGAUAAAGUUUGAAAUGUGUUUAACAGUGGUCACACUAUAAAUGUAGCCAGUUUGUUUACUGUCUCAAAUGACCAGUGAGUCCGUGCCUUUAGAGCUUAAAAGCUGACAUAUGCAUUUGAAUAUUAUUAUUUUUUUUUUAAAUAAAAUUUACAUGAAUAAUCUUGCAA